Messenger RNA from Lathyrus sativus (Indian pea), 2244 nucleotides. Lineage: Eukaryota; Viridiplantae; Streptophyta; Magnoliopsida; Fabales; Fabaceae. The record is from the annotation of a GenBank genome assembly.
AUGUCCAUCUUGCCCUCACAAACCCAACCGCCAUCUUCGUCAUCUUCGUCUUUACCAAUUCCUAACCCUAAUUCACAACAUGGAAUUUCAGAUACUUCCUCUUCUCUUUCCCCUCAACUCAACCAUGCUCUCGGAUCUCUCCAGAUCUCCGAUUAUCCAGGUCCAUCAACUCCAGCUGCAGAAGAUUCUGGUGGACCCUCCGAAAAGGUGACGGAAUUAGAGUCUUCAAAUGGUAUGAAGGCACCUCAGCGAAACUCUAGAUCUCAUUCUAGGAGUCACUCAGGAAGACGAACGGCUGGGCUCUCCCAUUCUGAGGGGAUGACAACGGGAACAGUUUCUUCUCAUAGAAAUCAACAGGCUACUGGAUCUGCAUAUUCUCAAGGAAGCACCCCUCUUGCAGGAAGGAAAUCUCAGAUGGCGAAUGGCAAUCACUUGCUCAACUUUCAGUAUGAUCCAAUAUCCCGUUCUCAACAAAGGGGUCCUCCCCCUCCCCCUCCAGCAAGAAGGCAGCGGAAGAGAAGACCAUACAACAAAGAUUUGUUUUUACAGGCAAAUUUCAAAUUCAUGGUGCUAGAUUCAGGAAAUUAUUCCCGUGAGUCAAUGGAUCCAGAUAAAAUGUUGCAGUGGGAAGAUAUUAUAUGUGUGACAUAUUCGACCCCUUCUCCAAUUCAGUGUCCAAUUUGUUUGGAGCAUCCCCUGUGUCCCCAAAUAACCUCAUGUGGACACAUUUUUUGUUUCCCAUGUAUUCUACAAUACUUGUUGUUGGGUGAAGAAGAUCACAAAGGUGAUUGCUGGAAAAGGUGUCCGUUGUGCUUUGUGAUGAUAUCUGUCAAGGACUUAUAUACAGUCCACAUCACAAAUGUCAAACAGUAUCAAGUAGGGGAUAAUAUUGAGUUCACUUUCUUAACAAGGAAGAAGGAUUCAUUUACUCUUUCGCAUAAAAAUAAACAAGAGACUGAUAACUCAUCUUAUGGCCAAGGAGAUGUAUGUGACCCCUUUUCUAAGUUCACACUCACAUUAGACGUAGAUCUCUCAGUGAGACAUGCAAUAUCAGAUCUAGAUGGUUGGCUGGCCAGAGCUGAUUCAGGUCUAGUCGACGACCUGGAGAAGCUUCCAUAUGUUAGUGUUGCAAUGCAACAACUAAAACAGAGAAAGAAGUAUUGGAAUGAGCACAAGGCUUCUUACAGUGAAAAAUCUUCUAUCCUCAUUGAUAAUGCACUCCAGGUACCAUCAGUAUCUGCUAACGCUGUGGAUACUGAUGACGAAAGCUGUUCUAAUGGAUCAAGAACUUCCUCUACUGAUUUCCCCGAUCAAAGCAAGGUUGUAAUAUUGGAUAAAUCAAUUGCUGGAGGCUCUCAGGAUGAAACUUUGGAGCUGGAAAAGAUACUAGUAGAGCAGGAAGUGAACUUGUCUUCUUCGUAUGAGGAGAAAAAAUGUAUUCAAGGCCAUUCAAAUGGCAUUGGAGAUGCAAAGGAAAGUGACUCUUACAAUUUUUAUCAGGCUGCUGAUGGGCAACAUCUAAUUCUUCAUCCUUUGAACACCAAGUGUUUACUGCACCAUUAUGGUAGCUAUGAUAAGCUCCCUCACAGAAUAAGUGGAAGGAUUCUACAAUUGGAGACUGUUACUCAAUCUGAGGCUGUGAGGAGGCGGUAUCGAUUUUUAAGUCAUUUUCCGUUAACCACAACUUUUCAGCUUUGUGAAGUUGAUUUGAGUGAGAUGUUGCCUCCUGAAGCACUGGCCCCAUUUUUGGAUGAAAUAAAGAACCGUGCAAACCAGAGGAAGCAACUUGCAAAGAAGGAACUGAAGGAAAAAUUGAAGGCUGAAGCUUCUUCUAAUUAUGCUCUUUCCAUGUCAACCCAUUAUCAGUUUAUUUCUCGUGAUGAUCCUCCAACGUUCUCCAUGGAUGACUUUGAAGCUCUAGGAAGUUCCACUCUGUCAUCAAGUUCUCCAGUUGUUGGUGAGAGGAAAUUGUUCUCAAGUGUGACUAGGCUUGGUUUUGCUGCUGCUCACGAUUCUCCAUCCUUUCAAGCUCAAGAAACUAGCGAUUUACACAACAAUAAUUCGAUUGCUGAUUCUUCUGGUUCAGCAGGUUUGAGGAACGUGGAGACACUAUCAUACUCCAAUGUCAUAUCUAGAGCAGAAUCUAAUGGAAGUUCGAAUGCACCAAAGACAAAUGACUCGGGAAAGAAGGGAAAGAAACCAAAUCGAGUUCUUCUGUCAACAGCUGGUGGCAGGCGUUAUUGA